AUGGUGGCCGUCAAGAUGCCUCCCCUAGUCAAGAGCGCCCAAGUCAAAUCGGCGAGCCUCCACAAUCCUCUUCCCCUCUACCUCCAUACAUACAUAUGGCCUUUUCUAGCGGUGUGGCCAAUCUUUCUCGCCUUCUAUCUGUCCGAAGAACGAUAUGAGAAGUACAUAGAUGGGCAAGAAUUUACCUUUGUCUGGGCGGGUUCGAUCUUCUCGAUCCAGGCACUGACGUGGCUGACCACGAAAUGGAACGUCAACGUGGACGCACUCUUCACGUCCACAAAAGCGCGAGAUGUGAAGAGCGCUCAGCUCAUCAAGAUUAUUCCUGUGAUGAAUGCGGGUACGGCGGAGAUAUGCCCGCUUCUGAGAGAUCAUGUCGGUGGCAAGCUCAAUACUUCAUUCCUCUUUCAGAAAAGGCGCUUUCUUUACGAUACCACUUCCGGCACAUUCGCGCCCCUCUCCUACGACAUUGACGCUGAUCCCAAACCUCAAAUCAACACCUUUCAAGAGUCGCACGGCUUGACGUCUCUCGACCAAAUUGAGCGUAUACAUCAGCAUUAUGGAUACAACACCUUCGACAUUCCAGUACCCACUUUCACCGAAUUAUGGAAGGAACACGCUGUAGCGCCUUUUUUUGUUUUCCAGAUCUUUUGUGUCGGAUUGUGGUUGCUAGAUGAUUACUGGUACUACUCAUUAUUCACCUUGGUAAUGCUGGUCGGAUUUGAAAGCACAGUUGUGUGGCAGAGACAAAGGACUCUGAACGAAUUCCGCGGGAUGAGCAUUAAGCCAUACGAGUUGUAUGUGUAUAGGCAGAAGACGUGGGAGCAGACUACAAGUGAUAAGUUAUUACCUGGAGACUUAGUUUCCGUCGGGAGGACGAAGGAGGAUAGCGGUGUCGCAUGCGAUAUGCUGCUGGUCGAGGGCACCGCUAUUGUAAAUGAGGCGAUGCUGUCAGGGGAGAGUACACCAUUAUUGAAGGACUCGGUGCAGCUGAGACCUGGAGAUGCCGUGAUUGAGCCCGAGGGCCUGGACAAGAACGCAUUUCUCUAUGGUGGGACGAAGGUUCUGCAGAUCACCCAUGGAAUCGCAAGCGAGGAUGCGCCGGAGACAGUACCAACUCUUGUGUCGGGCGUCAAGCCACCACCUGACAAUGGUGCGAUGGCAGUUGUAGUCAAGACUGGCUUUGAGACAAGCCAAGGCAGUCUGGUGCGGACUAUGAUCUAUUCGACAGAGCGAGUAUCUGCGAACAAUGUGGAGGCGCUCCUAUUCAUCCUCUUCUUACUCAUCUUCGCCAUUGCUGCUUCUUGGUACGUCUGGGUCGAAGGUGUGGCACAAGAUCGUAAGCGCUCGAAGCUCCUCUUGGAUUGCGUCUUGAUCAUCACGAGUGUUGUGCCUCCUGAGCUACCGAUGGAGUUGAGUCUAGCUGUGAACACAAGUUUGGCCGCGUUGAGCAAGUACGCCAUUUUCUGCACAGAGCCUUUCAGGAUACCAUACGCUGGUCGUGUCGAUGUGGCAUGCUUUGACAAGACAGGCACUUUGACUGGUGAGGAUCUCGUUGUCGAUGGCAUUGCAGGCCUGUCUUUAGACGAGAAGGAAGCUCCAACAGAAAAGGACGGUGCCCAUAGCAAGCUCACCCCAGUGCUUGAUGUUGGUCAACAAACGACCUUGGUCCUUGCCACUGCUCACGCUCUUGUAAGAUUAGACGAGGGAGAAAUCGUUGGUGAUCCAAUGGAGAAGGCUACCCUCACCUCCCUAGAUUGGAGUCUUGGGCGCAACGAUACUUUAACGGGCCGAUCAGCAUCGAUUGGUCGAGGUAAUAAUCCCAGUGGGGAGAUCGUGCAAGUCAAACGACGCUUUCAAUUUUCAUCAUCUCUGAAAAGGCAAAGCUCAGUGGCCACAGUACUCGUCAACGACAAGAAUACCAACAAGAAAGUGCGGAGUACUUUCAUUGGUGUCAAGGGAGCCCCUGAGACAAUACGAACCAUGUUGACGAAAGUUCCUCCCCACUAUGAGGAGACGUUCAAGUACUUCACCCGCAAUGGAGGGCGUGUACUUGCUUUAGGCUACAAAUACCUCUCUACUGAAUCUGAGCUUGGUCAGACGAAAAUCAACAAUCUGAAACGAGAAGAAGUAGAGGCUGAUCUGACUUUCGCUGGCUUUCUGGUUCUGCAGUGCCCGCUCAAAGAGGAUGCCAUGUCCGCUGUGCGUAUGCUUAACGAGAGCAGCCAUCGCUGUGUCAUGAUCACCGGUGACAAUCCCCUCACAGCUGUUCAUGUCGCGAGACAAGUCGAAAUCAUUGACCGCGAUGUCCUGAUCCUUGAUGCACCUGAGCAUGAUGACAGCGGUGAGAACCUCGUAUGGCGAAGUGUGGAUGACUCAACGAGCAUCCCUGUUGAUCCGAAAAAGCCAUUAGACCACGGGAUCAUUCAACAGAAAGAUCUUUGCGUCACUGGAUAUGCUCUAUCGAAAUACAAGGACUUACCAGCAUUCAAGCAAAUCGUAAGGAACACCUGGGUGUACGCCCGUGUAUCACCAAAGCAGAAGGAAGAUAUCCUGAUCGAGUUGAGAGAUCAAGGAUAUAUUACUCUCAUGUGCGGCGAUGGUACUAAUGACGUGGGCGCGCUGAAGCAGGCUCACAUCGGGGUCGCUCUUCUCAAUGGUACGCAGGAGGACCUCAACAAGAUUGGCGAGCACUUCCGCACCACAAAGAUGAAGGAAAUUUAUGAAAAACAAGUCCAAUUGAUGAAGAGAUUCAAUCAGCCAGCCCCACCAGUGCCACCUGCCAUAGCGCAUACCUAUCCACCUGGCCCAACAAAUCCCCACUAUGAAAAAGCCAUGCAAGCACGAGCAGAGCAAAGGACAGUCACUUCACCAGGAGCGAAGGCACUUCAGAAUGGCAACGCUGGUGCCUCGCCCAAGCAAACUCGGGAAGCUGAGGCACGACAAAAAGCCGCUGGCCUCGCAGAUAAACUCACCUCCACAAUGAUGGAAGCAGAAAUGGAUGAGAUGGAGCCACCAAAAAUUAAGCUAGGCGAUGCGUCCGUUGCAGCACCAUUCACUAGUAAACUCAAGAACGUUGUCGCCAUCCCUAACAUCAUCCGACAGGGAAGGUGUACGCUCGUUGCCACCAUUCAAAUGUACAAAAUCCUCGCGUUGAAUUGCUUGAUUAGCGCCUACAGUCUCAGCGUCCUCUAUCUCGACGGCAUCAAAUUCGGAGACGGUCAGGUCACGAUAAGUGGUAUGCUGAUGAGCGUCUGCUUCCUCAGCAUCUCGCGCGCAAAGUCCGUCGAAGGCCUCUCAAAGGAACGCCCCCAACCCAACAUCUUCAAUCCCUAUAUCAUCGGUUCUGUCCUCGGACAAUUCGCAAUCCACAUCGCCACGCUAAUCUACCUCUCCAACCACGUCCAGAAGAUUUCUCCUUCGCCUCCGCGCUCCUCUGUUGAUCUCGAGGGCGAGUUCGAGCCCUCUCUCCUCAACUCCGCUGUUUACCUCCUACAGCUAAUCCAGCAAAUCAGUACCUUCGCUAUCAAUUACCAAGGUCGACCCUUCCGGGAGGGCAUCCGCGAGAAUCGCUCCAUGUAUUGGGGCUUGGUCGGUGUUUCAUUCGUCGCUUUCUCCUGCAGCACGGAGUUCAUACCUGAAUUAAAUUCGAAAUUGAGACUGGUGCCGUUCACGGUCUCUUUUAGGGCUGUGAUGACGGCUGUCAUGGUGGUAGACUUUGUGGGGUGCUGGGUCAUUGAGCAAGGGCUGAAGAGCGCUUUCAGUGAUUUUAGACCGAAAGAUGUUGCAGUGAGGAGGAGCGAGCAAGUCGAGAGGGAAGAAGAGAGGAAGCGGAAGGAGUUGGAGGAGAAGAUGAAGGAGCAGGAAAGUCGGACAGGAGACGCUGCUGUGUAA
This is a messenger RNA of Bacidia gigantensis, 3891 nucleotides long. RefSeq lists its product as uncharacterized. NCBI's taxonomy places the organism in Eukaryota, Fungi, Ascomycota, Lecanoromycetes, Lecanorales, Ramalinaceae. Gene Ontology annotation, molecular function: ATP binding; P-type ion transporter activity; ATP hydrolysis activity. The transcript is spliced from 6 exons. Bases 1 to 3891 code for a protein of 1296 amino acids. Gene Ontology annotation, cellular component: endoplasmic reticulum membrane. The record is from RefSeq and is a predicted model, not a curated record. Gene Ontology annotation, biological process: intracellular calcium ion homeostasis.